This is a messenger RNA of Eutrema salsugineum, 2121 nucleotides long. RefSeq lists its product as uncharacterized. Lineage: Eukaryota; Viridiplantae; Streptophyta; Magnoliopsida; Brassicales; Brassicaceae. The record is from RefSeq and is a predicted model, not a curated record. Gene Ontology annotation, biological process: meristem maintenance; meristem development. The transcript has 2 exons. The coding region runs from base 1 to 2121 and encodes 706 amino acids.
AUGGAUUCGAAUGCAGACAAUCAGAAAGAUACUUGUUUGAUGAAAGCCCAUUUUCUAAAACCCUAUGUAACUUCCAUUGACGGUCCUGUAGCCGAGCUUCCUCGUUACCGUUCCUCUGUUUCUUCAUCAGAUCUAAAAGACUCAUUUUCCAGGAUUUCGUUCACUGGGUUUUGGUUUCCAGAUGGAGAUUUCAGAUCAUGGGCUGAAAAAAUGGAAGCUUUGUAUGAACCCACUUGGAGAAGAGCUGGGAUUUUUGAGGCAAUCAAAGCAUCAACAUACAAAAUCCCCAAAAACCAGUCUUUGAUUCAAGCCCUCGUUGAGAAAUGGUGUCCUGAGACGAAAUCAUUCGUUUUCCCUUGGGGUGAAGCAACGAUAACGCUCGAGGAUGUGAUGGUGCUUCUAGGCUUUUCUGUUUUGGGUUCUCCUGCUUUUGCUCCUUUAGAAAGCUCGGAGAUGAGAGAUUCCGUGGAGAAACUGGAGAAAGUGAGGCUAGAGAUUCUAGAUAAAGUAACCAAAGGUGGGCGCGUGAGUCAAUUUCAAUGGAUUUCGAGUUUCAGAGGCAGAGGCGAUUCGAUGGAAGAGCAUGAAGCUUUUAUUGCAAUGUGGCUUUCGCAUUUCGUUUUCCCACCCAAGUCUCGUCGUUGUAUUUCGAGAUAUGUUCUUCCCAUUGCUGUUCGUUUGGCUAGAGGUGAAAGGAUUGCACUUGCCCCUCCUGUUCUCGCAAGUAUAUACAGAGAUUUAGGUCAAAUACGAGCUUUUGCUAGAGAUAAGUCCACUCAAAUUAUCAAAUCGCUGUUUAAGUUGGUCCAAGUUUGGGCGUGGGAGAGAUUCAGAAACAUAAGACCAGAAGCUAGAGAGAUAAGAAGAGGUGAACCGAGAAUUGCUCGAUGGAGCUGUUUAAAUAAGAGGAAGGAGAGUUUGAGUUUUGAUGAUUUUGACUGGCGGCCAUACACUAAACCUUUAGAUAAUUGGAUUCCUCCUCGGUUUUACCUUGAAGAAGCUAUGUGGAUUACUGUUGAUGACAAUCUUGACGAUGAGUUUGUUUCGUUUGCUCGAUGUAUGAGAGUUUCUCAGCUUGUUGGGGUUGGUUUUGUAGAGGAUUACUAUCCGAAUCGAGUGGCAAUGCAAUUUGGGUUGAGUCAAGAUCUUCCUGGUUUGGUUAGUGAUCAUUCCAGCUUCACAGAAAAAGAGGCAUGGGAUGAUUAUAAUAAGUCACUCGAUGGUCUAAAGAUUUAUGUGCCUUCUCGUCUCGCUACAACUUCUGUUACUGCAAGAUACCGAGACUGGUGGCUGAAAUCAGUUUCAGAGUUUUUGGAUUCUUCAGGAUCAAGUGAACCUUUUAACGCAAGAAAUACAGCUGAUCAUGAUGAUGUAUCUCCUAAGGUACUGUCAUUGGGUCAAGUGCUUCAGAAUCUGGGAGCAGGGUUUCCUUUAAAACUCACGAGAUGUAAGAAGCGUCGAAUAGCGAAAAAUAUGAGAUCUGAGAUCAAGAAAGACAAGAGUGGUGAUUGUGGUGGAUCAGCUUCAACAGAAGUGCCACUUGGUGAGUUGUUUCAGAAGGAGUUAGCAAAGAGGACACGCUUGAGAAACCAGAGAACCAAGCGACCUCGUGAGGAUGAUGAUGAGAAUCGUAUGGAUUGUUAUGGUGAUAUUACCAUUGCUCAGUUGUACAAAUCAAGAAAGAAAACAGGAGGAGAUGCUUCUGAAUCCCUUGGAAAAAGAAAUCUGAUCCUAUCUAAUGAAAACAACUCUCUAAAUCCUCCUCUCGGUGCUAAUGGAGGAAUAGUUGACAUUGUUGUGUCAUUACCAGAAGCAAGACAAAUCUGUAAUGGUGAGAUUCAUGUAAAUGGAAACAAUGCAGAGAAGGAGACUAUGAUCGAUGAUGGAAACAAGGAAGUUGAGUGUCUGCUCAAUGAAGAUGGAGAAAAACAGAAGUCUAAUGAGAAGUUGUGCAGUGAAGCUAACAUAGAAGAUGAUGAAAGAUUGAAGCAGAGAAAGCUUGCAGUAUAUGAGCUAGCAUCGAAUCUAGAGGCACGUAUGAUGAAGGUGGAGAAGACUUUGGCAGAGAUUAGAGAAUGGAAAACCAGAAGAAACCAGAUAAAAAACGGAGUUUCUGCUUAA